Molecule: messenger RNA, 5570 nt
Organism: Lepus europaeus (European hare)
Lineage: Eukaryota; Metazoa; Chordata; Mammalia; Lagomorpha; Leporidae
Product: zinc finger protein 717-like
Exons: 8
Coding region: 594-2243 (549 amino acids)
Biological process (GO): regulation of DNA-templated transcription
Molecular function (GO): DNA-binding transcription factor activity, RNA polymerase II-specific; RNA polymerase II cis-regulatory region sequence-specific DNA binding
Source: RefSeq, a predicted model, not a curated record
UCCUAGUCACGUCCAGACUACAGCGGGAAGAGCGUCCCUGUGGUGGCUCGGCCUUCUCCUCUCUGAGAAGAGGAAGCCCCGGACCUCGGGAGCAGGAAGUGGAAGGCCAAACACCCAUAUGGGUGCUCCAAUCCACUGCACCCACGUGGAAGACACGGAGGAAGCUCCUCAUUCCUGGCUUCAGAUCGGCAUAGCUCCAGCUGUUGCGGUCAUCUGGGGCGUGAACCAGCGGAUGGAAGACCUCUCUGUCCAGAAACUGCUCAGGUGUGGGUGUAGGUGGUUGAGCAACAGGCAGUCCUGCCUUCUUGAUUCCCCAUAAAGAUACAGUUCUCUGCAGUGCAUCUGAGAAGCAGCAGACAACCCAAAUUCUUGAGUCCCUGCCGCCAUGAGGGAGACUUGGAUGGAGUUCCAGAUCCGAGCUUUGAUCUGACCCAGUCCCAGCCAUUGUGACCAUUUGGCUUUAAGGUGAUUGACGAGGACAGAGUCCCUAAGCUGCGAAGAGACUGAAUUUUGGAAACUACGUCCAGAACUCCACAGUGUGUAUUUAGGUGCUCUUCCCUCAGGCCUGCAGGUGGACAGCAAGAGCAACAGUGAUGAUAGCAUUUGAAGACCUGGCUGUGUUCUUUACUUGGGAGGAAUGGCAGAACAUGAACCAAGCUCAGAAAAUCCUGUACAGGGAUGUGAUGCUGGAGACCUACAGCAGCCUGUCCUCCAUGGGGCACUGCAUGACCAAACCUGACUUGAUCUUCAAGUUGGAGCAAGGAGCAGAGCCCUGGAUGGGGGAAGAAUGCCUACAUCAGAGCCUUCCAGUUGCCAUGAAACUGGAUGAACUGAUUAAAACCAACCAGAAAAGUCUGGAGAAAAAUCUGAAUCAGAAUGUUAUGAAAAAUAAUAACACAUUAACUCCCAAGAGAGUUGAAUUCAGAAAAACACUUAAUUUAAGUAUAAGCCAUAUUCCAAAACUGAGUAUCAAAAAGAGAAACUAUUCAGGAAUAAAACCUGAAGAAUGCAGUGUAUGUCAGAAUGUGUAUCCCCAUUGUGGGCCUGAUCAGCUACAAGCUGGAGAGAAAUUUGAUGCUACUACGGUACCUGGGAACACUCUCCAGUUCUGUGAGCCUCUUAAUCAACAGCACAAAAUUCAGACCAUGGAGCAGGCACUUGAACAAAUUGGACAAGGGAAAGUCUUCAAAAGGAAGAAUAUAUUCUAUGAAUCUGAGAAGCUUUUUAUGGUAGAAACCUGUAAUAAGCCAACUGCUACUAUUGGCAAGACAACUCAAAUACUACAAGAUUUCCAUAAAAAGUCUAACCUCAGUAUACAUCAACAAAGUCCCAAAAGAGAGAACGUUUAUAAGAAUAUUGGGCCUGUGGGACCUGUCAUUUACCAAUCACAUUUUAGAAUGAAUCAUAGACCAAAUAUAGAGAAGAAAUCGUAUGCAUGUAAAACUUGUGGGAAGUCAUUCAGUAAUAAAUUCUGCCAUCCCCUCCAUCACAGCACUCAUAUAGUGGAAAACCCUCAUGUGUGUAAUGAUUGUAGAGAAACCACUCACCAGAAGUCAGGUGUCAUUAGACAUGAGAUAAUUCACACAGGGUUGAAAUCUUAUAAAUGUAAUGACUGUGGGAAGUUCUUUGACCAGAAGAAACACCUCAUAAAUCAUCAGAGAAUUCACACAGGGGAGAAACCUUAUGAAUGUAAUUAUUGUGGAAAAACUUUUGGCCAGAAGUCACAACUCAAAAUGCAUCAGAGAAGUCACACAGGGGAGAAGCCUUAUGAAUGUAAUGACUGUGGAAAAGCCUUUGGCCGGAAGUCACACCUCAUAAAUCAUCAGAGAAGUCACACAGGGGAGAGGCCUUAUGAGUGCAAUGACUGUGGAAAAGCCUUUGGCCAGAAGUCACAACUCAAAAAGCAUCAGAGAAUUCACACAGGGGAGAAGCCUUAUGAAUGCAAUGACUGUGGAAAAGCCUUUGGCCGGAAGUCACACCUCAUAAAUCAUCAGAGAAGUCACACAGGGGAGAAGCCUUAUGAAUGCAAUGACUGUGGAAAAGCCUUUGGCCAGAAGCCACACCUCAUAACUCAUCAGAGAAGUCACAGAGAGGAUAAGUGUUAUGAAUGCGGUGACUGUGGAAAAACCUUUGGCCGGAAGUCAAUCCUCAGAAAUCAUCAGAGAAGUCACACAGGGGAGAGGCCUUAUGAAUGCAAUGACUGUGGAAAAGCCUUUGGUCCCAUCCUUGCAUACCGAGGAUAAAUCCCACUUGGUCUGGGUGGAUGAUCUUUCUGAUGCAUUGUUAGAUUAAAUUGGCCAGAAUUUUGUUGCGGAUCUUUGCAUGUAUGUUCAUCAGGGAAAUUGGUCUAUAAUUACUUUCUCUGUUGUAGUUUUUUCAGGUUUAGGAAUGAAGGUGAUGCUGGCUUCAUAGAAAGAAUUUGGGAGAAUCACCUCUCUCUCAAUUGUUUUGAAUAACUUGAGAAGAAUUGAAGUUAGUUCUUCUUUAAAUGUCUGUCAGAAUUCAACAGUGAAGCCAUCCAAUCCUGAGAUUUUCUUUGUGGCAAGGGUCUUUAUUACUGAUAUCAUUUCCAUCUGGUUGUGGGUGUGUUUAGUUUUCCUAUAUCUGUGUUGCUCAAUUUAUGUAGGUUUUAUGGAUGUCAGGAUGGUGGAAAGCCUUUUUGCUGUAAUUCAUAACUCAUAAGAUAUCAGAGAAUUCACACAGGGAAUUUUCUAUAUGACCUUUUUGUACAAGUUAUAUCUCAUGAAAUAUUAGAGAAUUCACCAAGGGGAGAAAUGCAUGAAUGUAAUAAAUGUGAAUAAGCCUUUGUGGUGCAAAUCAGACCUCAUCAAACAUAAAAGAAUUCUCAUGGGGAGAAAUUUUAUGAAUGUAAUGACUCAGAGCCUUUUACCAUAAUUCAGCCCUCACUGUACAUCAUCAAAUUCAUAUAGGGAAAAACCCCUUUGAAAGUAAAAUCCCUUUAAUUAGAAGCCAUACCUCAUAAGACAACAGGGAAUUCACAUGGGAGAGAAACAUUAUGGGUGUAAUGAGUGUUGGAAAGCUCUGCCCAAAUCUCUCCUUAUAUCAGAAUGCACAACAUAUAUAUCUAAUGAAUGAAAUACAUGUGAGAAAGCCAUUUCACAUAAGUAAUGCCUCAUAAUCCAUCAUGGAGCUUGAACAAGGGAGAGACCUUAACAAUAUAAUGAAGGUGGAAGAGCUUUUCCCCAAAAUUCAUGUACGUAUUGUGAUAAAACCUUUUGCUGGAAAUCACAUCCUAUCUAACAGACUCAUGUAAUGGAGAAAGCUUAUAAAUAUUAUUAGUGUGAAAAGAUUGUCAGAAGUCAAUGGUACAUCAGAGAAUUGACACAGGUGGUUUCUUAGGAGUAUAAUGAUUGUGUAAAAACAUUUUCUUUAUUUCAGGCUUGUAUAGAUAUAGAAUUCACAAAAGGUAAUAUUCUUUGCAUGCUGUGAAUUUGAUAAAACUGUUAGCCAGAAAUUAGACAUCAACAGACUUCAGAGGAUUCAUAAGGAACAAAAUUCCAUGCAAUGACUUUGGAAAAAGUAUUUCUGCUGUAAAUCAGUCUUUAAUUCCCAUGAACAGACUCACAAAUGAGAAAACAUGCAUGCAUAGAAAAGUUUUGUACCAUAAAUUAUCUCUAGAUGGUAAACUAAUAAUUCACACAAAAGAAAAAUCAUGAGUGUAAUGGAAUUGGGAAACCCUUUGCUGUAAGGCAGAUUUCCAGGAAGCUUAGCAAGAUUACAGAAAAGUCUCUGAAAAUGUAACAUGUCUGAAAGAAUUGUUAGCAUCACAAAGUGGAGGAUAGCUCAAGUGCAUGUGUUUUUGUGACCUGGCAUCCAAAUUGGUAUCUCUUUUUCUUUGAUGAAUUCCUUGUUUAUUUAUUGAACAGAUUUAGAGACAAAGUAUUCCUGUCCAUUGAUUUACUAUCAUAUGCCCACAAUUGCCAUGGUAAGGUCUAUGGCAAAAUCUGAGUGCUGAGGGCUGUGAAUCUGAUUCAUCACGGAUAAUGCUGAAGACAUUGGUUCCUGGUUUUUACACCGCUAUGCAUGGAAAUGUUUUUCUAAUUUCUUUUUCAAAGAGUUCAUUGUUAAUAUAAAGAAAUGCUCCUGAUUUUUAAAAUUUUAUUUAAAUAAUUUGUGAUCAGUGUGUACUAGUCAGACAUUAUUACAGGGUGUAGUGCAGUAUUUGUACACAUUUACACAGUAGAAACUGAUCAAGCUAAGCAACUACAGUUUUAUCAAUUUGUUUAAAGAUUUAUUUAUUUGAAAGACAGAGUUACAGAGAGAAGUAGCAGCAGAGAGAGAGAGAGGUCUUCCUCUGCUGGUUCACUCCCCAGAUGGCUGCAAUGGCUGGAGCUGUGCCAAUUUGAUGCCAGGAAACAGGAGCUUCUUCCAGAUCUCCUACUUGGGUUCAGGGACCCAAGGACUUGGGCCAUCUUCUACUGCUUUCCCAGGCCAUAGCAGAGAGUUGGAUUGGAAGAGGAGCAGCCUGGACUAGAACUGGUGCCCACGUGGGAUGCUGGUGCUUCAGGCCAGGGUGUUAGCCCACUGUGCCACAAUGCUGGCCCCCAAGCAACUACAGUUUAAUUCUUCUCCAUGAUUUGAGACUACCAGCUCCUCUCUUCCAGUUCUUUACACAGAACCUAAUAUGGUUGAAUGUAGUCAUCUCAUUAUAUUAUGGAACACCAGAAGUUCCUUCUGCCUCUUUGUAUUUUGUUACCUAUUAUCCAAUCCCCUUCUAUCCCUAGCUGCUUCCCUUCUCAGCCUCUAAUAAUCACAGUUCUGUGUUCAGAUCCAUUAUUUUCUUUCACUUCCACAUGUGACAAGGACUAUGUGACAUUUAUGUUCCUGUUUCUGGCUUAUUUCAAUUAAUUUAAUAAUAUUUUGUUCUUUUUUGUAUCUAAAUGAUGUUCCCCUGUCCAUUUUUUUCAUUGAUGGACAGCUAGAUUGGUUUCAAAUCAUGGCUGCAGUGAACUGUGUUAUGGGAAAAUUGCUGUAUCUUUGAUAUGCUCUUCUCAUUUCCUUCUAAUAAAAUUUCCUUCUUAUAUAUAGCCAAGAGCAAGAUAACUGUCAAAUAGUACGUCAAUUUUUAUCUUUAUUUUAAAUUUUUGUUAUUUAUUUGAAAGAGUUACAGACAGAGGUAGAGACACAGAGAGGUCCUCCAUUAGCUGGUUCACUCUACAGAUGACUACAAAGGCUGGAGCUGUGCCAUUCUGAAGCCUGGAAACAGGAGCUUCCUCUGGGUCUCCCACGUGGGUGGAUGGGCCCAAGGACUUGGGCCAUCUUCUUCUGCUAUCCCAGGACAUAGCAGAGAGCUGGAUUGGAAGAAGAGCAGCUGGAACUAGAACUGGCACCCAAAUGGGAUGCUGGCCCUUCAGGCCAGGGUUUUAACCCACUGCACCAUAGUGCUGGCCCAAAUUUUUAUCUUUUUUAAGGAGUGACCAUACUGUUCUCCAUAACAACUGUACUAAUUUGUAUUUUCACCCACCAUAUAUGAAGGUUUUCUUUUCCCAUAUGCUCUCUAGCAUUUGUUAUUUUUUAUCAUUUUGGCAUAAAGAUGAUAUAAUAUUGUU